Messenger RNA from Calliphora vicina (urban bluebottle blowfly), 5172 nucleotides. Its product is annotated as MATH and LRR domain-containing protein PFE0570w. The transcript has 4 exons. Lineage: Eukaryota; Metazoa; Arthropoda; Insecta; Diptera; Calliphoridae. Bases 30 to 5171 code for a protein of 1713 amino acids. The record is from RefSeq and is a predicted model, not a curated record.
AGUUAAUUCAUUUUAAUUUACUUAAAAUAAUGAAUUUUUGUUAUAUUUUUACAAUUUUUUGUGCCAUUUUUCUAUUGGCUGUAAUUUUUGUAAACCAGAUAGAGGCGUAUGUGGCCAGACGCCACAAAGGCAAGGCUGUUCAGCAACUAAAUGAAUUUCGUCAAGAAGCCUUAAAAACUAAAGAGGAUUUAGAAAAGUUAGCAAAUAUGAUAAGAGAAAAUCAGGAGCAUGGCAAAAGAAAGCGUCGUCAAACUACAAGCAAUAUAUUAAAUAACUUUCCUCAAAAUAUUGAUAAUGAGAAAUUCGAUUUAGAUGCAAUUAAUCCCAAUCCAUUAACAGAUUUUUCUAAGGAAGUAAGUUUUGGUGGAGUUUGUAUGCCAGAUAGUUUGAAACAUUCUUUGCAGUCUUCAAAGGAAUUUAAUGGUUUUUUGAGUAACCUGAAGCUGGAGCAUACACAAAUGCCUAGAGAUCUUAAUUUAUGGGAGAGAGAACAAAAAAAUGGCGAUGAAAAUGAAGAGACAAAUGAGAGUAGAAAUAAUGAAGAGAACAGUGUUGGAAGAAAUGGGGCGAAAUUUUCGGGGUUUUCCAGAAAAUUUCGCCCUAAGGAGCAUUUAUAUAAAAACUCUAACAAUCAUGCACAAAAUACCGAAAUGCUCAAGAGCUUUUUAAGAGAAAAUAGUGGUAUAAACUCUCAUCAAACGUUUAGCUGCUUGAAUUCGGAUUUAAGCAGCUGCCAACACUGUUCGGAGCAUGAGCAGGUCAAAAACAUGAAUAAUAAUGCCAUGAAAAAUAAGUAUUGGUCUCGUGUUAGUGACUAUCAGAUCAACAAAGACAGAUUACCUGAAGCACAUGAUAAGAAUUCUAAAAAUUUUCCCAAAACUUCUAAACAUCUUAAGAAAUUACAAUCUUUUGGACGAAAAUAUCCCACAGAAAACCAAAAAGAUGAGGAUGAUGACGAAGAUGAGGAGGAAGAUAGUUUAUAUCAACUUAGAAACCCAUCAGUUAUAUCAAACGACAAUAAACAUGAAACAGAAAAUCGAAAUUCUUCUCCAUAUAAUAACCACAACUACACAAACUUUCCUAAUAUGGAGAACAAAACAAAUUCCUUAAAUGAUCAACUUGAAAAUACCAAAAAUAACCUGUCCCACGAAGCCAACUACAAACUCUCCAAAGUUGAACAAGAUAACUCGGAGAAGCAAAAAGAUUUCUCCUGGAAAUGGGGCAUAUUCAAGAGAUCUUAUCAGUUUAAUCCCAUGAAUGAAAUCAAGCUAAAAACUAGCAGUCGUUUAAUGAAAAAAGGCUUUGGAGCUUCCUUGCCCAGCUACUCAUUGGGAGAGACACGUAAAGAGCUAUUGAUUGAAAAUAAGUUGAGAAGAAAAGAAAUGGAAAUGCUACAGCAGAAAAACCAGAAAUAUGAAGUGGGAAAUUUGAAAUCCUUCAAAGAGCCAUUUGGUAGUCAUAUAAGGGAAAAUAAUAAACAUUUGGAGGAUUUUGAGGCUUCACCUAUGGAACCAGAUUUGAGGGAACUGCCUCAAAAUAAUUGGAAUUAUAAUAGAAGAAAACGAAUAAGUGAUUCAUUGGCCAGAUACAAAAGAGAGCAACAAGUAAAUAGCGCAAAUGAAAUGAUAGGUUUGAUAGAUAGUAAAGCUUUUAAUAAAUCAAGUGGAAAAGUAAACAAAUCUUUUAAAUCUCUUAAAGAUAAAGAAAUAGUAAACCACUCUUUGCGAUCUGAACCAAAUGAAGUACAGACUUACAUAAAUAAACCUAAUGAUAAGCCAGAGGACUCCAUAAAGCCUAUAAAUCCUAAAGAUAAUAUUGAUGGAGAUAUCAGCAAUCAAAUAGAAGCAUCUAAAAGACUAGAUAAUUCCAAAAAAGCUUUAAAGCUUAGAGACACUGUUGCUGAUGAUGAAGAUAUCAACAAUCAAAUAGAGGAAUCUGAGCUUAAAAACACUUCUGCUAAUUUUGCAGUUCAAAAUGAACCCCAUUUUCUUGUAGAUUCAAUAAAAGAAACAUAUAAAAUACCCAACUUUCAAGAUUUUCCAGAAAUUCUAGAUACAAUUAAUACAAAUCUACAAAAUUUAAAAGAUAAGGUCGAUCAAGAAACCAAUUUUAAAACAGUACGAAGAAGAAAGCGAUCUAUACUAAUGAAAACAUUUACAAAGGAUUUAGACGCUGUUAAAACAGCAAAUAUUUCACAGAACAAAUCACAAACAAAGCCUGGUAAUUUUUCUAUUAGACUCAAACAAUCUUUAGUAAUACCACUAAAGAAAACCCCUAUAACUUUAAAAAUAUUAAAACGUGUCAAACGCCUUAAACCAAGCAACAUUUUACAAUUCAAAAUUUAUCAAAAAUUCCACACUCCUCCAGCUUUAAGAUACAAGUAUUAUAAACUCAACGGACAAUCAUUUAAAAAGCUUUUGAAAUACGAUAAAAGAACUAGAAACAAGAGAUCAUUACAAUCCAAGUUUAUUGCCUUAAACAGCUCCACUGAAAAGCACAACUUCAUAACUAAAUUAACCAAAAAGUUAUAUAGAAAAGCUCGAAAUUUAAAAAAGCAUUUUAAAGCUUUUGUAAAGAAAUCGUUGCAAUAUUUAACACUUCAAGAGACAUAUAAUCGAAUAUUGAAAAAAUCAAAAAAUUCUCUAAAUGAAAACUAUAAAGCUAUACCCAUUGAAAAUAUAGAAUCAGAAGCUUUAAAUGUUUCGGAGCCAAAUAAAAAAGCUGAUGUCAUAAAUUUAAAUAAGCAAAUGAUUAAUGAAAGCUUUACGGUUGAUGCUCUAACAAUAACUUACAAAAUCAAUAUAAAUCCAAAAUUGAAAUUUUUGAGUGAAAAGCUUUACAAUUUAUUUGGUUACAAUCAAAGUUUUAAACGUUUAAAUGAUAAAGAACAUACAGUAUAUUACAAAGAUCGAUCACAAAGAUUUGUGAAACAUAUUAAACAAAUUGAUAAUGGAACAGAAAACUCCUCCAGAUACUCUAAAGCAAACAAUAAUGCAACUGAAAAAGCCACAACUUCUAAUUUUAAUCAAGAAGAUUCCAUAAAGGUUAGAAAUAUGUUUGAAAAUAAUCUCAAUCAAACUUUAAGCUCAAAUGAAAGUUUUGUCUCUAGAAAACGGCAAAAGAGAGCUAUUGCAUCUCACUAUAAAAGAACUUUGAAACAUCUUAAAUUAAACCGAAAUGAUUUUUUGAAGAGAUCCCAAAUAUUUGCCAAAACACUAAAACGCUCAAAACGAUCAUUGAACUCAAAACAAUCGGAAACUAGUCUGGAAUCUGAUACAACCAAACAUUUUAAUGAUAAAAGAUAUUUUUCUCAGUUUGAUGAUUUAUACAAACCACAACAUACAAUGGAUUAUUUGGAUAGAAAGCAGAGCAAAUUGAAUCAGGGAAACGAUUUUGAUUUCCAACGAAGUCUCAAAUCUUUUGAUACCGAUCAGUUCAAUAAUUUUAAACAGAAAGACAACACAAAUUUUGAUAAUUUAUGGUUUAAAGAUAAAUCAAGCAACGACAAUUUCAAUGAACAUAAAAGAUUUUUAAACCCUAAAAAAACAAAUCAAAGAAACACACCAAACAAAUAUUUUAAAAGACAUAAUUUUAAUAUUUUGCAAAAGAAUUUAACAAGUAAUAAAACAAAUGUUAAGAAUUUGAAAUCAAGGGAUUUUCCCCUAAAGGUGCAGAUGAUCAAAGAUAAAUAUUUAAGUGACUUAAAAGACUUUAAUCAAAACUAUAAAUUUAAUGAAAAUCAUUUCAAUUGGCCAAAUCCUAUACAAAAAAGUUAUAUAGAUAUUAAGGACAAUUCCACAACUACUGAUGAUUCCCAAAAACUGGGCUUGGAGUUGCGUAAUGAAAUCUUGAAUUGUAAGGCUUUUGCUAGUUUGGAGGAAUUCUUAAAGUCUUUACCCAAGAAUAUAACAAACUCUUUAUUAAAUGGCAUAACCGAAGUACCUGUAAAUUAUCAAAGUACCGAACAAAUUGAAAUGGCUGUAAAUACACCAAUUAUAAUGGAAGUAACUACAAAUUCUGGGCAUACAGUUUUGGACUCUACAAUUAAUUGUUCAACUACCACUGAAGCUAACACUUUUGAGGAAACUGAAACUAAUACAGAAUGCACGGAAGAUGUUUAUCAACAAUCUGAUCUAGAUUCUGAACAGUCUACAGAAUCGAGAUCAGAGGUGAAUAAUGAAAGUUCUACUGAGUCUUCUAUGGAGGCUGUGACAACAGAAUGUUUGCCAUCAAACCCAAUGGCUGAAGAUGAAGAUGUUAAAUUAAAUAUUACCAUUAAUGCUAAUGUCCAUGGCAAUCCGAAGACUCAUCAGUUUUGUGGCAAUGGUUCAUUUAAUUUUAUACCCGGUUUGGAGGAUGAGCGAAGACGUCGUGAGAUUUUCUAUUCUUCUCUUGAAAAUUUCCAAAAACGUAAAUGUGCUCAAAUACCAACGCAGAAACCUUAUGACGCAGAGGACAAUGAGGAUUUUAGCGAUUUGAUGUCCGGUAAAUUAUCGUCUAAUCUUGUCAAAACAAUACUAAAUACAGUUAGAGAAAGUCCCAAUCUAAAAGUACUAUGGCCCAGUUUGCAACAUAAUCAAGCCAUAGAAAACACAGCUGCACCAAAUUUCUACGCCAUAAGAAAUCAGCAAAAUGAAAAUCAAUUACAAAACCACGAAAAGCUAUUAGCCCAGAUAAUGUCGUCCAUUAACAACAUCAUUGAGCAACAGGCUAGAUCGCAUGCUUGUGUGCCCCUACGACCCGACUUACAAGAAUUCUACAACAUCAUAUUGCAAUCUCGCCGAGAACAGGAUAUGGUAAGAGAUAAACGCCAACUAUCCAAAACUACAAAAAAUGCAAAUUUCAGUUACAAGCUUAAUUUACUAGAUUCCAACAAAAUCGAAGAAGAAACGAAAAUAGUUAAAAAAUUACUAAAACAAUAUGAAGAAUUGCCACAACAAGAUCAACAACAGGUAUCAGCAGUUAGAAAUGAUCUAGUCAAGAAUUUGUUGAUUUUACGGCAGCUACAGGAUGAUGAAGAGAGACAAGAUCAAGAGCUAAGGGAGAGGCGGCAACAUGUUUGGGCUGUAAAUGAUGAGGAUGUCAAAAACGAACGGCAGAGUCAAUACAGCGAACAAUUUUUGAAAUUAUUAAAGGCAGCCGAAUUUUAUACGGAAUUUACUAGUGAAUGAU